Mycena indigotica is the source of this 1491-nucleotide messenger RNA. Its product is annotated as Nuclear protein export protein. The transcript is spliced from 8 exons. The coding region runs from base 1 to 1491 and encodes 496 amino acids. The record is from RefSeq and is a predicted model, not a curated record. Lineage: Eukaryota; Fungi; Basidiomycota; Agaricomycetes; Agaricales; Mycenaceae.
AUGCCAGACGGGUCUCCGCCACCCUCCCCUCCUUCCCCAGCGAAUUCAGAUAAUGACACCAAAGCUUCCCGAAAGCGUGAGCGGGAGGUUUCUCUUGAGCCUGGAGCGUCUACCCCCGCGUCUUCGUCGGACAUCCGCGUGCCUGCGAAGAAGAAUCGACGCGAGCUCGACUCGACGGUUGAAGAAGAAAGCAAUUCGUUGUCGAGAUCACCGUCUCCCGGAGAGGGAGUCAGCGCGUCUCCUCCACAAGAAAUGAAAAUUCGGGUACGGCAGAUCAGUCAAGGCGUCGAAGAACUACGGUGGCAGCAGCGUCAUUCGCCAGACCAUAGCGCGGACAUGGACAAGAGUCACGAUACCGAUACGGCACCUGAUAGUGUCCAACUCCAAGUUGACACUGAUUCGGCUGGGGAUUCAAUAGACACUGAAGAGAAGGAAAAAGGACUCAAAAGGAAAUACCUUGAACGAGGAACCAGCGCAGAGCCAACUGGACAACAACCGGAAAUCGGAGAAGCCCUCAAACGACCCAGAGAUGAUCCAGACAAGGACCCAAACCCCCGUGAAACUAAACGACCUUCCCCACCUCCCGAACCCACGCCGAACUCUCCAUCUCCAGCGAAGCUUAGUGGUUUCAUGGCGUAUGCGUCGACCAGCUCGCCCUUCGCCACCGUUAAAGGCGAAAAUCUCUUCAAGAAAAGCAGUUCUCCGAGCCCAUUUGCUGCUGUCACAACUAAUGCUCACGCAACAUCUCCAUUUGUCUCUACGACUCCCUUCCCUGGCCGGUCAUCACCAACCCAGUCAUCUAGCUCACCUAAACGAACUCCGGUCUUUGGCUCCCCGUCGCCAUUUGGCGCGUCUUCUAAAGCGAAGCAAGAUGUUCUUGGGUCAACGUCUAAAUUGGCGAGGGCCAAGUCACCUGUCCGACGAGCUGCUCCUGCCACUAGUGGCAGCGCAUUCUCAGCAUAUGCAACAAAAGGAGCACAAGCAUUUGCAUUGGCUGAAUCGAAAGCGACAUCGACACCGGUGAAUGGAAAUGGAAAUGUGGAAACUGGAGAAGACAGUGCGAAUGGGAGUGAAGAUGGCGAAGGGAGCGCUGAGGAGGAGACCAAAUCAGCGUCAUUUGGUGAAAAGUUGCGGGCAAGUAAAGACGAUGAAGACAAACAGGCAGAUGAUGACAGUGUGGUCUAUAACGAGCAGGAGGUCACGACUGGGGGAGGAGAACGAAGAGACCCUGCAUCAAGUACGAGGCUAAAUGUUAGACGAGAAGAUGGAGGCGGGGCUAGAUUGAUAAUGCGCAAGGAAGCGGUCUACGCAGUAUUGUUGAACGUCACGCUUUUCCAUGGUAUGCAAUGCGUAGUAGCACAAGACCCACGAUAUCUGAGGUUAAGCGUGCUGGAAGCGGGACAAGCGACUCAUUAUAAUCUUCGGGUGGGCAGCGCAAAAGCGGCGCAGGAUUUACUACACGAAAUCAACGCCAACUUACCGUCUGCGUGA